AUGGCCGGUGCUAUGCACACUAUUAAAUGUGUUGUUGUGGGUGAUGGUGCUGUUGGGAAAACGUGUUUGCUUAUUUCGUACACAACAAACAAAUUUCCAACGGAUUAUGUACCUACCGUGUUUGAUAACUAUGCGGUCACCGUUAUGGUUGCCGGAGAACCUUACACCCUUGGAUUGUUUGAUACCGCUGGUCAGGAAGAUUACGACCGAUUGAGGCCUUUAAGUUAUCCGCAAACCGAUGUGUUUCUCGUUUGUUUCUCUGUUGUGAGCCCUUCUUCCUAUGAAAAUGUGAAAGAAAAAGCGUUUAACGAUGAAAAAUGGAAGACGAAAACCGUCCCAGUUGAUCGAAUCGUAACACUAAAAUAUGCGCCCGGAACGGAGUGA
Echinostoma caproni is the source of this 384-nucleotide messenger RNA. The record is from the annotation of a GenBank genome assembly. NCBI's taxonomy places the organism in Eukaryota, Metazoa, Platyhelminthes, Trematoda, Plagiorchiida, Echinostomatidae.